AUCAGACUUGUGUAAAUCAUUGAGCAGCCUGUUGUGGCACAGUUCCUUCUGUGUAUUAUAGUGUUUCAGUCUCCAGGUUCUUCUUCUGUUUGGCAGUUCAGGGUAAUCAGGAUAAAAUGCACGUAAUAACCAGAAGCUGUGUCCUAUUGUUCUGGAUGCAGACGCUGACCCUCGUAAAAAGUCUAGAGCCUCUCCCAGAUUGUACACUUCAAGAUUUUUUAAAUGGCCCCUUGUUUGAUUCCAAUUUCAACACAACUGGUCUGGAGGCCCGUUACGUCGGUGGGAAACAAAUAACAGUGAGCUGCCGUACUGGUUACAGUGGUUUUUUCCAACUUCUCUGUAUCGAGGGUGAAUGGCAGUCGAGAGGCACGAAAUGUCAACGUUUUUCCACUCAUCGGAUGUAUUUUUCUCUAUGGUGUCUUCCCCUCCAGCCAAAAUGUGCCCAGUUAUCCACGUGAGCACCAACGUGCAGGUGAUCGGGGACCCGGAGGAAGCAAACAUUGGCAACGUUGUUCAAUUUAGCUGCAAGGCCAACUCGGAUGUCCUGAUUGGAUUACAAGGGAUCUACUGUAAUGAAAAGGGAGAGUGGAGCGGAGAAGCUCCGAUCUGUAAAGGGAUAACUUGUCUGGUACCUGUGAUUGAAAAUGGCAGAGUGCCUGGAGACGUAGAAGAGUACAAGGAACAUGACAUCCUGCGUUUCCAGUGCAAUCCAGGAUUCCAGCCCAGUGACGACAGACCCUCAAAAUGCACAAAACUCGGGUUAAGAGCCGGGUGGAACCCCACUCCUGAAUGUGAACCGAUAACAUGCAAACUGCAACUGCCGCCACUCGAUGGAACCGAGUAUGACCCUUCUUACAAAAGCGUGUUUUCACUUGGGGACACAGUCACAGUGAGAUGUGCAGAGAGCCACUGGAUUUCUGACAAACUGCAAAGAUCAACAGUGGUCUCAUGCAAAAUGGAUGGACAGUGGUCUCUCAGCCCUGUUUGCCAAGAGGUUACAUGUAGCAAUCAAAAAGAUCCACUUGUUCAUUCAUGGGACGUCUACUGGGGACAACAGAAGAAAUUGGGGGAUGAGGUUGUAUAUGGAUGCAAAUCAGGCUACAGGAGAACAGGUGGUGCCACCAUGGCCACGUGCACCAGAGAGGGCUGGAAACCAGAUCCAUUGUGUCACGCUCCUCUGGAUUGUCAGCAACCACCGCCUCUUGAAAAUGGAGACACCAAGAACUCUGUGAGGUUCAGCUACAGACACAAUGAGAGGGUUGAACACAUCUGUCAGGCUUACCACGUCAUGCAGGGAGGACCCUUCAAAACGUGCAGCGACGGUGAAUGGACCGGAGAGAUAAGAUGCCUCAGACCCUGCACUGUGGACGAAGAAGCUAUGAGGGGACGUAACCUUAUGUUAAGGUACAGUGGAAAGAAUAAAAUGUAUGCAGCCCACGAUGAUUGGAUCAUGUUCGUGUGCAGCACAGGAAGACCUGUCGGCUCCGUGGGGAUGCGUCAAAAGUGCGUGGACGGCGUGCUGCAGCUUCCCCUGUGCCAAUGAAGGCUUUCUAGUCCAAUGGAUGUGAUAAACACUGAGGGGUCAUGAAUCAGUCAGGUCAUAACUACUGGAACUACUGUACGUCAUUGUGCUGUGUGUCAUUUUAAUAAAAGCUGUUCUGCCUCAAAAUGAUAAUAAAGUGUGUUGUAGUGUU
This is a messenger RNA of Platichthys flesus (European flounder), 1694 nucleotides long. RefSeq names its product complement factor H-like. Bases 353 to 1543 code for a protein of 396 amino acids. The transcript has 8 exons. The record is from RefSeq and is a predicted model, not a curated record. Lineage: Eukaryota; Metazoa; Chordata; Actinopteri; Pleuronectiformes; Pleuronectidae.